AUGUCCACACAGCAAGAGCCCAAGUCUAACCGCACGAGCGACCUGUACGAGCUCGCCGUCAACAUCUCCAGCUCGGUAGAAACCUUCAUCGGAAGGCUGGACACAAUCGGUGCCGAACGACCCAACCUAGACAACCCAUUUCCAGAGAUUAUCCAAGAUGAAGGUGCACAAUUGGCCCGGUUAAGGAUCCUUCGUCUCUGCGAACGGCUCAUGGCACUGGUCCAGGGUCCGGUUCAAUGGCUCAUGUUCCAGAAUAUGGCGUUCCUCGAUCCCGCGUGCGUCGGGGCGGUGCUGGACAUGGGGAUCCACGAGAUCAUUGCCCCUGGUCCUGAGCCGACGUCUCUCGACCAGAUUGUAGAGGCGACGGGUGCUUCGAAGGAUAUUCUGAGUAUGCAGCGCGCGCAGUCGAGUGUGUGGAGAGUCGAAGCUGACAGACCCUUAGAGCGGAUUAUGCGCGUGUGUACGCAGAGAUUGAUCUUCGAUGAGAUUGCACCGGAGCAGUUCGUUCAUAAUGGGGUGUCCUUGCAGUUCCUUGCGCCUCCUGUACAAGCGCUCAUCAGUCAUGCCUGUGACGAUGGACUGCGCAUCGCCGCGCAUUUCGCCGAGUCUCUCAAGAAGACCGAUUGGAAGGGAAGCGAGGAUCCAGAAAAUUCGGCCUUUAGCCUUGCCUUCAAAACAAACAAGGGCCUUUUCGACUACUUCUACACCGAGGAUAUCGCCCGCGGCCAGCGCUUCGCCCUCGGCAUGGCAGGCAGCGAGAUCAUGAAAACCCUCACCGAGGAUAUGUUCCCCUUCGAGUCUCUCCCGCAGGGCGCCAAGGUGGUGGAUGUGGGAGGCGGCCGGGGCCAUGUCAGCGUACGCAUUGCAGAGAAGGUCCCUGGCCUGGAUUUUGUCGUGCAGGACGACGCGUCCAUGCUAGAGGCUGGUCAGGCAGAAGGUGUCCCCAAAGCAGUCAAAGAUCGAAUCGAGUUCAUGCCGCAUGAUUUCUUCAAUGAGCAGCCGGUCAAGGGGGCGGAUGUCUAUCUCUUGCGAUUCAUCCUGCAUGAUCAUGCGGACAGUCGCUGUGCGAAAAUCUUGUCGAACAUCGUGGAUGCGAUGGAACCGGGAAAGUCGCGGAUCCUCAUUGACGAUGCGAUUGUUCCCAGCUUCUUGGGUCCGGAAAGCUCCCGGUUCUUUAACCUGCUCGAUCUCUACAUGCUUGUUGCUAUGAAUGGAAAGGAGAGGACUUUAGAGCAGUGGCGCCACUUGUUUCAGAUGGUCAGUCCCAAGUUGGCGUUGGAGAAGAUUUGGAAAACGCCAGACGGCGGGCCCGAAUCGGGAACUAUUCUAGAACUGCGACUGCAAGAGUGA
Aspergillus udagawae is the source of this 1350-nucleotide messenger RNA. RefSeq names its product O-methyltransferase xanE (gene xanE). Gene Ontology annotation, molecular function: O-methyltransferase activity. The record is from RefSeq and is a predicted model, not a curated record. The coding region runs from base 1 to 1350 and encodes 449 amino acids. The transcript has 4 exons. NCBI's taxonomy places the organism in Eukaryota, Fungi, Ascomycota, Eurotiomycetes, Eurotiales, Aspergillaceae.